AUGGCCUCCCUCCUCCGCCAAAUCGUCGCCAGCCCCCGCGUGCGCCACCCAGAAGCCAACCUCGACCUCUGCUAUGUCACAGACAACAUAAUAGCGACCUCCGGCCCCAGCCUCACCUACCCACAGCGCUACUACCGCAACCCGCUCGACAGCCUGGUCCGCUUCCUGGACUCGCGCCACGGCGCCAACUGGGCGAUCUGGGAGUUCCGCGCCGAGGGGACGGGAUACCCCGACGAGGAGGUCUACGGCAGGAUAUACCAUUUUCCGUGGCCGGACCAUCAUCCGCCGCCGUUUGCGCUGCUGGUGAGGGUUGUGGCGAGUAUGCGGAAUUGGGUGAGGGGGACUGGUGUGGAGGUGGAAGGCGGGGAUGAUGGCAGGCUGGAUGGGAACGACGGGAAGAACGGUGAGGGGGAUGGUGAUGCGGCAAAAGGGGGCAGGGUCAUAGUAGUCCACUGUAAAGCCGGCAAAGGCCGCAGCGGCACCGCCUCCUGCGCCUACCUGAUCAGCGAAGAAGGCUGGACGCUCGCAGACGCGCUGCAGCGCUUCACGGAGCGCCGCAUGCGGCCCGGGUUCGGGCCGGGCAUCUCGAUCCCGAGCCAGCUAAGGUGGGUCGGGUAUGUGGAUCGCUGGACACGGCACGGCAAGGUGUAUGUGGAGCGGCAGGUUGAGGUGCUCGAGGUGCAUGUUUGGGGGCUGAGGGAUGGGGUCAAGGUCGCGGUGGAGGGGUUUGUGGAUGAGGGGAGGAGAAUUGAGACGGUUCAUACUUUUGGGAGGGAGGAGUGUAAUAUCGUGAGGGGGAGUAUCAACGGCAAGAACGGGUUUGCGGAUGUGGUUGCGGAGGUUAUGGGGAGGAGGUCUGGGGACAAGGGAGUACAGACUCCAACUUCGGCAACCAGCGAGAAAAAGGAUGUGGAGCUACCAACGGAGAGUGAUGCGAAGGAGAAGGAAGAUUUUGAGGGGGGUGACAUUAUAUUUAGGCCAUCAAAGCGGGUGGUUCUCCUGACAAACGACAUCAACAUCGACUUUGAGCGACGAAACAAUGCGAACUUCGGGUUGACCAUGGUCACCGCGGUGGCGCAUGUCUGGUUCAACGCCUUCUUCGAAGGCAAUGGCGCAGAAAAUGGCGGGAAGGCGGACAGCUCAGGCGUCUUUGAGCUGGAGUGGGACAGAUUGGACGGCAUCAAAGGGAGUAGGCAGAAAGGGACAAGAGCAUUUGAUAAGUUCGCCGUAGUAUGGAAAGCGCUACCCGACGAGGAGAGACCAGGUAUCGUGAUACACGAGCCGAGAGAAGAUGAGGAGGUCAAACAGUCCCAGCCUGCAGACUGGAAGGGCAACAAGGACUACUCGCCCGGGAUCGGGAAAAAGUUGGGUCUCAGAGCCGCCAGCCCGCACAACGGAUCUGUCAGUAGAGCCAGCAGCACGAAAAGCGACAGUGGCGCAGGGAAAGAAGAAGAAGUCGAAAGCGAAGAUGGCGCAGCAGGCGUUCGUCCUUAUGGACCUGGUGGGGAAACAAGACUCGAGGUACCCGGUAGCCCCGUGGACGGCCCCUUCGAUAGCCCAGAUUCUCCUAGACCGGGCCCGGACGAGGGCAACAAGUCGUCCAUUGAUACGUCGCCGCCGGUGUUGUUCCCCGUGCACAAAUUACCUAAGGUCCCCCCACCGGAGUCAACAGAUGACCCAAGGGCAGACUGA
Molecule: messenger RNA, 1692 nt
Organism: Coniosporium apollinis CBS 100218
Lineage: Eukaryota; Fungi; Ascomycota; Dothideomycetes
Exons: 2
Coding region: 1-1692 (563 amino acids)
Biological process (GO): phosphatidylinositol 3-kinase/protein kinase B signal transduction; protein dephosphorylation; phosphatidylinositol dephosphorylation
Cellular component (GO): nucleus; cytosol; cell projection
Molecular function (GO): protein tyrosine phosphatase activity; phosphatidylinositol-3,4,5-trisphosphate 3-phosphatase activity; protein tyrosine/serine/threonine phosphatase activity
Source: RefSeq, a predicted model, not a curated record